GAGAUCACUACCGCCGGAGAAAGAUGGACGGCGAAAUGGGCGAGGACGUGCUCAGUGAGAUCCUCGUCAGGCUCCCGCACAAGUCGCUGGCGCGGUUCCAGUGCGUGUCCACCCCCUGGCGCGCCCUCAUCGCCGCCGACCACCUCCGCCGCAGGCUCCCGCUCAUCACGUCCGGCGUGCUCUUCCACGACGAAACCGGCGGGAGGCAGGCGUACACGUACGCCUGCGCCUCGCCGUCGUCAUCCCCAGGCGCAACCAACGACGGCGUGCCGGAGGCCGACGACAUGAGCUUCUUCCCGUGCCACGGCACGUCGAGCAUCAUCGACGGCUGCAACGGCCUCAUCCUCUACUACUCAUCAUCACCGCAGCCGACGUUCCACGUCGUCAGCCCGACGACGCGGCGCUGGGCGGCGCUCCCGGCGCCGAGGAAGAAGACGCUGCUCUCGGUCCUGUCCUUCGACCCCUGCGCGUCCCCGCACUACAAGGUGGUCUGCUUCACCGGGUGGCUCCCCCGCGGCGCGUCCGUGGAGGUGUUCGACUCCGAGCGCGGCGCGUGGCGCGAGCACGACGAGCUCAACUUCGGCCUCGACACCGACGCCAUGUCGGCCACCAUGCACUGCUUCGGAGGCGCCGUCCACGUGCUAGCCUACUCGGGCCACGUCGUCCGCAUCGACCUCGCCACCAUGGCGUGCGCGGUCACCGCGCUCCCGGCGCCCGUCAGCUACCGCGCGCGCGCGGGCCACUGCCGGGGCCGCCUCCGGUACGCGUCCAGCGACGGCUCGCGCCUCAGGUUCUGGGAGCUCGUCGACGCGGGCAGGUCAGAGUGGGCACUGAAGCACGAGCUGGGGAUCAAAGACCUCGUCCCCGGCGGCUCGUCCCUGCAGGCCACUACCACUCCGACCUUCCUGUUCAUGGCGUUCCACCCGGACAGGGAGGUGGUGUACCUGUGGACGCCCGGGAAGCUCGUGGCGUUCAACAUGGAGCAGAGGCGCGUGGAGGAGGAGCGGGUGUUCGGGUCGGCCAAGGAAGGCGCGCAGCUCAUACAAAUCUGGUUGUUUCCCUUCUCGCGCCAUCUCGCUAGCUGCUUGGCCUGAUUGGCGCUACCACCACACUGGUCACGGGGCGAAAGGCCGACAAUCCGAACUGUGCGUGAUGGUGCGUCCGUGAUACAGUCUGCACGAAUUAUGU
This is a messenger RNA of Lolium rigidum, 1188 nucleotides long. RefSeq names its product F-box protein At5g07610-like. The record is from RefSeq and is a predicted model, not a curated record. Lineage: Eukaryota; Viridiplantae; Streptophyta; Magnoliopsida; Poales; Poaceae. The transcript has a single exon. Gene Ontology annotation, molecular function: protein binding. The coding region runs from base 24 to 1094 and encodes 356 amino acids.